This is a messenger RNA of Selaginella moellendorffii, 900 nucleotides long. RefSeq names its product thiol:disulfide interchange protein TxlA-like. The record is from RefSeq and is a predicted model, not a curated record. The transcript is spliced from 2 exons. The coding region runs from base 23 to 667 and encodes 214 amino acids. NCBI's taxonomy places the organism in Eukaryota, Viridiplantae, Streptophyta, Lycopodiopsida, Selaginellales, Selaginellaceae. Gene Ontology annotation, biological process: cell redox homeostasis.
UGAAACCUAAGUGAUGUGAGGCAUGAGCAGCCGGGAAGGCGUGCAGUGGCAAAGAUGGCCAGUCUUGGACACCCAAGUCCCGGAGCGCUUGAGCCUGGAUGCUUGCCGAGCGCUCAAGAACGUCGGUGAAUUCUUCCAGAGGCUGCCCCCCCAGCUGAUCGAUCGUCUCGUCACUCAGGUACCAGCAGCAGCUAGAGCUAGAGCUAGAUCUAGUAAAACUUCCAGGGCGAGGAAUCCUCUAGCACCCCUCGUAGCUCACAUCCAGGGACUGGGCCGAAAGGAUGGUGGUGAAGCAGCGGAGUUAUCCCAAGAAGAACAAGGGGAGGCCGAGCAGCGAGCUCUAGCUCUGGCUCUAUCCAGCAGGAAAAGGGCCGUGAUCCUCGAGUUCUACUCGCCCAAGUGCACGCUCUGCAAGUCGCUGCUGGAUCUGGUGCUGGAAGUGGAGCGCAAGAACCAGGACUGGCUGGGCAUCGUCAUGGCGGAUGUGGAUAACAAGAAGUGGCUUCCAGAGGUGCUCUACUACGACAUCAAAUACGUCCCAUGCUUCGUUCUCCUGGAUUCGCGAGGAAGAGCUCUCGCAAAGACGGGAGUUCCAUACUCUCGCCUCCAUGUCGUCACGGGGCUAUCGUAUUUACUGGAGAGCGUGAGACCCAUCAAAAGUGGAUGAUCGACCGAUCGACCGAUCGAUCGAUCGAUGGGCUAGAAUUUUUUUUCCUUGACUAGAAGCUAAGAUCUUUUUUCUUGCUUGCUAGAAGUUAAGAUCUCUGUUUCCUUUUCUUUUCUUUUCUUUUCUUAUUAGACUAGAGGAAAAUCUAGGAUCGAUCGAUGGCUUGACUAGAAGCCAAAUACUAAAGUUUUUUUUUCUCUCGCUAAGUUCUAGAAACUAAAUCUUUUUUUUUC